CGCAAUGAAAUUUUCUCAACCCCUAAUGAAUGCACCCCCGAGAGUUGCAGUGCAGGCAGAGGGUUGUUUUCCGCCCCGAGAUUAAUCGAGGUCAAGUCUCCAGCUUGCGAUGCCGUUAGCGUAUUAGGCGAUGGAGUUGAACACGACGUGCAACGAGUCGGUGGCGGUGUGCUCGUCGGGGAAUGCGUCGGACACGGAUGACCAGCUGACGCCGGCCAUGGCCGAGGUGGUGUCCAUCCUGGUGCCGAUCCUUUUCGGCAUCAUCAUCGUGAUCGGGCUGAUCGGCAACGCGCUGGUCGUGGUGGUGGUGAGUGCCAACGCGCAGAUGCGUAGCACCACCAACCUGCUGAUCAUCAACCUGGCCGUCGCCGACCUGCUCUUCAUCAUCUUCUGCGUCCCCUUCACCGCCAGCGACUACAUCCUCACCUACUGGCCCUUCGGAGACGUCUGGUGCCGCGUCGUCCAGUACCUGAUCGUCGUCACCGCCUACGCCAGUGUCUACACGCUCGUCCUCAUGACGGUUGACCGCUUCUUGGCGGUUGUGUACCCGAUCAAGAGCAUGUCGGUGCGGACGGAGCGGCACGCGGUGAUGGCGAUCGCGGUUUUGUGGGUGCUGAUCGUGACCAGCGCCGUACCGGUGUACUACAGCCACGGCGAGCGGCACUACAAAUUCAAUGACGAGGAGCACAUCGUUUGCGUGUUCCUCGACCACGAGUACCAGUGGGCCGUCUUCCAGAUCAGCUUCUUCGUGACGUCGUACGUGCUGCCGCUGGCGCUCAUCUGCGGCCUCUACCUCGGCAUCCUGCUGCGUCUGUGGCGCGGCGUCGCACCCGGCGGACGCGUCUCCGCCGAGAGCAGGCGCGGCAAACGCCGCGUCACGCGCAUGGUCGUCGUCGUCGUCGCCACCUUCGCCAUCUGCUGGUGCCCCAUCCAGCUCAUCCUGGUGCUCAAGUCGCUCGACAGGUACGACAUUUCUGCGGGCGGCAUCAUCGCGCAGAUCGUGAGCCACGUGCUGGCUUACAUGAACUCGUGCGUGAACCCCAUCCUGUACGCUUACCUAUCGGAAAACUUCCGCAAGGCGUUCAGCAAGGUAAUCUACUGCUGGACCCCACCCCCGACUGUCGGCCCCGCCCGCUCCCACGCUGCCGCCGCCGGUGCCCACGACCCAGCUGAGGGCACCAAGACCACCAAGACUAACGGCAACAACGACUUUUUGUAGGUCGUUGUAAGCCCUGAACACCCUGAACCUUUGCCGGACGCGCCCUCUCAAACAGGAGGAGGGGCGUGUGCCGCUUCGUGCUCAAACCGAGUGCCUACGAGCGAGGCGCCGGCCGUCAGGGCGGCGAGCCGGCGCGGACCCUGAGCCCCGCGCGCCGCCGCCGCAGGCCGGACGCCCUCGGACGCUCUCAGCUGCGAGUGUCGGGCCGUCGACGCGGAAAAUGGCGGCCGCGUGCCCUCUGAGCCGGGACACGCGCCUUCCGCUUUCCGCCAGGCCGAAAAAAAAUAAUUUCAUCAGUCAGUGUGUAAAUAAUAAUUAAAGAGAAAAAAAUGAAAUAAAAUAAAUAGUUGUUGGUCGGCGGGUGCGGGACAAACGGACUCUGCUCUCUCUUUCUGUCUCUCUCUCUCUCUCCCCGCACUCGUCGUCGCUAAUUGUUGAUCGUGUAUUAUAUACGCAUAUUACUGAUGAACCGAGCUAUUUUGUGUAAAAAAGAAAUGUGAGAAUAAAUAAAGAAAUAAAAGAGAACUUAGCUGUCGAUCUGUAAGUGUCUCGGGCGAUAGGACGAAACAAAUUCUAUCUCUACGUUGUUGUUAAAUAUCUGCUCUCGCUGUUCGCGCGCUGAUGGACGAAACUUGAGGUGAAUAAAGUCGACACAUUUCCCUGGUGGAGUCACAGCAAA
Molecule: messenger RNA, 1898 nt
Organism: Cloeon dipterum
Lineage: Eukaryota; Metazoa; Arthropoda; Insecta; Ephemeroptera; Baetidae
Product: allatostatin-A receptor-like
Exons: 5
Coding region: 131-1219 (362 amino acids)
Biological process (GO): G protein-coupled receptor signaling pathway
Cellular component (GO): plasma membrane
Molecular function (GO): G protein-coupled receptor activity
Source: RefSeq, a predicted model, not a curated record